Molecule: messenger RNA, 1247 nt
Organism: Micromonas commoda
Lineage: Eukaryota; Viridiplantae; Chlorophyta; Mamiellophyceae; Mamiellales; Mamiellaceae
Product: flagellar protofilament ribbon protein
Exons: 3
Coding region: 1-1125 (374 amino acids)
Source: RefSeq, a predicted model, not a curated record
AUGACCGUCAUCGGGGGAGCCGGGUUCUCCCGCACCAAGCGGUUCGACCCCGCCGAGCGCCUCGCGCUCAUCCAUAACGCGAAGCAGCGCACGAAAGGGAUCGACGUCGAUGCCCUGAACGCGCAGGUGGCCGAGAAGGCCGCGCGCAAGGCUGCCGAAGCCGAGCACGACAGGCGAUACGAUCAGAUGGCGUCCUUCUACGACAAGAAGCUCGUCGCGCUGGAGCAGGAGCGCCGGGAGAUUCAGGCUGAGCUCAACCGCAACGUCCAAUCCUUUCGCGCCGAGUACCAGCGCAAGGAACUCCGCCGCGAGUACGACCUCUCGGACCCGAGCGCGCUGCGAUCCGAGCCCCCCGCCCGGGUCGGCGACGACGACGCCCGCAUCGGCGCGUCCAGUCUGCAGAGGUUCGACGGCGAGGACCUCGCCGCGGGCGAGCGAAGAAGGACCCAGCUCGCGCAGCAGGCAUCAUGGUGCGAGCGCCAAGCGGCGGAGAAGAAAGCCGCACAGCUGGCGGCCAAGGCGGCUGAUCUCGCGCACGCGGAGACGGUCGCGGCGCAGGAGGAGUACAUGAACAAGGCGGCGGCGCAUCACGAGGCUGCGCGCGCCGCGUUCGAGAGGUCCGUCGCGGAAGAGAAUGCGCGGUUGGCGGAGCUCAAGGCGCGACGAGACGCCGAGGCGAGAGCCAUCGACGAGCAUCUCGCCGCCGCCGAGGCGACCAAGGUGGAGUCGGAUCCCAUGAUCAACGAAGACCCCUCUGCGGCGGCGUCCGCGGUGGCGCCCGGCGCCAGGGUCCGCGUCGACCACUGGAAGGGCAUGAACUACCUCCAGGUGCGUUCCAUCAACGAGACGGUUGCGGCGCAGCGAGAGGAGCUCGAGCAACGCAGGGCGCGGGAAGCGGCGGAGGAGGCGGCGACGGCGAACGCGAGCGAGCGGGUGCGCAGGGCGCUCGAGCAGCGCGCGGAGCAGGUGGAGGCGUUCAAGCGGGAGCAGCGGAUGGCGGUGCUCGCAGCGCAGAACACGCAGCGGGCGGAGAAGGUGGAGCGCGACGCGACGGCUCGAUCCGUCCUCGGCGUCAACACCGUCGAGCCCGAGUAUUUCGCGCAGUUCGGCACCAGCUGGCGAUGAUCGCAGCGGCGAUGAGAGAGUCGUCCGACCGCGUCGGCGGCGGUGGGUGGAGUCUUUUCGGGACGGGUCCGGCGGCGGCGACGGACGAUGUACAUGUUUAACAAAUCGUAUGAUAUCACACG